This is a messenger RNA of Parasteatoda tepidariorum (common house spider), 396 nucleotides long. Lineage: Eukaryota; Metazoa; Arthropoda; Arachnida; Araneae; Theridiidae. The record is from RefSeq and is a predicted model, not a curated record.
AUGGCAGACGACUGUUUUGUUGGCUUACUUAAGCAGCAAGAAAGAAAUACCAAACGAAAUGUUUCUCCUCUAAGAAUAACUUCCUUCUACACUUCCUCUGACAGGCAAAGCCAAGAGUCUCUAUUAGAAUCUCUUUUUCUUAAAAUUCUAUUAGAAAAAAAACUUCCGAACAGGAGAGUGGGUCUUGACACGUUACUAGAUUUCCAUACAGGUGAAAAACCUUUUUCAUGUAACAUAUGCAAUAAAAGUUUUUCCACAAGUAGUAACUUAAAUGAGCACAUUCUUUUUCAUACUGGUGAAAAACGUUAUUCUUGUAGUAUAUGUGAUAAGAGAUUUUUAAGAAAGGGUGAUUUAAGAAGACACAGCAUGGUCCAUACAAGUGAAAAACCUUUUUAA